GACAUUAAUCAGCGGAGGAGGAGAGAGGAAGCACGUCGCCAGGCAGAAAGCAGCCCCCCCCCCCCCGCUGCCGCCCUUGCUGGGGGGAAGAGGAGCGCCGCAUCGCCCCGGCUUCUCCCCUGCUCGCCUGGGCUCCGCUGCAGCUCUCCUGCGGGACGGCCGAGCCGCUCUCGUUGGCCUGCUGGGAGCAGCCGCGUCUGUGCCUCCCUGCCGGGAGGGGACCCUACCGCGGCGCCCCUUGGAUGCCUCCGCUGCCGCGCGCUCCUCCGUGCCUGCCAGGCGGCAGCAGCAGCAAAGCCCCCCUGGCGGUGGAGGGGCUUCCCGGAGUCUGCCUCUCGCUUCUCCCCCCAGCACUCCCCGCCCCACUCGGCCCUUGGCCAACCCCUCGCCAUCUCCCUCCUUCCCCAAGCAGUGGCAGGGGGUCCCCGCGGCCGGCCCUGCUGCUGAGUCCAGCAGCCUCCAGGGGGUAGAUUAGGCGGAGAGCGAAGGCAGCCCCCCCCUCCGCCCCGCCUGGCGCGCCCGCCUUCCUUUGCCGCAGCAGCAGCAGCAGCAGCUGUCUCCUCCAGGGGCUCGGGAGGAGCGCGGCCGGCCGGCUGGGCUGCGCCUUCUGCUUCCAGGCUCCUCGCCGCGGCCAGCAGCAGCCGCAGCCGGAGUGCGCACGGAGGAGCGAGGCGCAAGCCCCGGGGAGCCCCGCUCGCUCGCCCUGGCUGCAGCGCCCCGCCGGCUCGAGAGGCGUCUCCCCCGCCGGGCCCGGGUGGGCUGGGGCCCCGCCGCCGGCCGAGCCAUGCGCUGAAGGAGGAGAAGGAGGAGGAGAUGUCUCUGUCCAGGCUGCACAGCGGCGCCACCGCCACCACCACCAAUGGCUUCCCGGAGGACGCCGCCGCCGCGGGCGGGCUGGAGGAGGCCGGAGGAGCCGCGGGCGGCGGCGGCGGCGGGGAGCUGAGCCGGGUGCUGCGGAGCCUGGAGCUGGGCACGGUGCUGACCCUCUUCUACCAGAAGAAGUCGCAGAGGCCCGAGCGCCGCAGCUUCCAGGUGCGCCUCAAGAGCCGGCAGGUGGUCUGGAGCCGCGCGCCCGAGAAGCUGGAAGGCGACGUGGACAUUCGGGAAAUUAAGGAAAUCCGACCUGGGAAGAAUUCCCGAGAUUUUGAACGGUACCCAGAAGAUGCUCGGAAAUUGGACUCUGCCUUAUGUUUCAUCAUCUUAUAUGGAAUGGACUUCCGGCUGAAGACACUAAGUGUCUCAGCUUUCUGUGAAGAAGACGUUAAUCUCUGGAUAACAGGCCUGAACUGGCUGGUGACGGACACACAGCGAUCCCAGACACCGCUCCAGAUUGAAAGGUGGCUAAGAAAACAGUUUGAUUCGAUGGACAGAUCUAGAGAAGGCAGCAUCACCCCCAAAGAUCUGAAGGCCAUGUUGCCACAGGUCAACUACCGUGUGCCUAAUAUGAGGUUCCUUCGGGACAAACUCCUGGAGGUGGAAGUCAGGACCGAAAUGACCUUCAGCCACUUUGCACACUUCUACAAAAACCUGAUGUUCGAUGCCCAGAAAUCGAUAAUUGAGCAGCUGGAAUUCUCAUUCCCCUUGAGAAAUGUGGACCGACCAGAGCUCUGCCAGAUCACAUUGUAUGACUUCCAAAAGUUCCUGCAAUAUGACCAGAAGGAGCCCUGGGCUAGUGACAUUGCCAAAGUUCGGGAGUAUAUGUGCAACUACCUGCAGGAUCCCUUCAACGACAUGACAGAACCAUUCUUCCAGCUGGAUGAGUUCCUGAUGUUUCUGUUCUCCAAAGAAAACAUGGUUAUGGACUCCAAGUACGAGCGGGUGGUGCCAGACGACAUGAACUAUCCCUUAUCGCAGUACUGGAUCUCAUCCUCUCAUAAUACAUAUCUCACCGGAGACCAGUUCUCCAGCGAGUCUUCUCUAGAAGCCUACGCCCGCUGCCUCCGGAUGGGUUGCCGUUGCAUAGAAUUGGACUGUUGGGAUGGUCCUGAUGACCUGCCAAUCAUCUACCACGGCCACACGCUCACCUCCAAAAUCAAGUUCUUGGACGUGCUGCACACCAUCAAAGAGCAUGCCUUCGCCACCUCAGAGUACCCCAUCAUCCUCUCCAUUGAAGACCACUGCAGCAUCGUCCAGCAACGGAAUAUGGCUUCCCACUUCAAGAAGGUCUUUGGAGACAUGCUGCUUACCAAGCCAGUGGACAUCAAUGCUGACCAGCUGCCCUCACCUGCCCAGCUCAAGAAGAAAAUUCUCAUUAAGCACAAGAAACUGGUGGAAGGGAACCUUUACGAAGAGGUCUCCAUGGCCAGCUACUCGGAGAACGACAUCAGUAAUUCCAUCAAGAACGGCAUCCUUUACCUUGAGGACCCUAUUGACCACACCUGGAGUCCCCACUACUUUGUUCUGACAAGCAACAAGAUCUAUUACUCCGAGGAGACCUCUCACUACCAGUCCAAUGAGGAUGAGGAAGAGACUGAACAGAAAGAGGAGUUCAACAACAACGAGUUGCACUUCAGUGAGAAAUGGUUCCACGGCAAACUAGGCGGGGGCCGCGAUGGGCGCCAGAUUGCCGAGAAGCUGCUGCAUGAGUACUGCACGGAGACGGGCGGCAAGGACGGCACUUUCCUGGUGCGGGAGAGCGAGACCUUUGUGGGCGACUACACCCUUUCCUUCUGGCGUUCCGGCCGCGUCCAGCACUGCCGCAUCCAUUCCCGACAGGAGGCUGGGGCCACCAAGUUCUACCUGACGGACAACCUGGUCUUCGACAGCCUCUACAGCCUCAUCUGCCACUACCGGGAGGUGCCUCUGCGCUGCAACGAGUUCGAGAUGCGCCUGACGGACCCAGUUCCGCAGCCCAACGCCCACGAGAGCAAAGAGUGGUACCAUGCCAGCCUGACCCGCCUGCAGGCCGAGCACAUGCUGAUGAGGGUGCCCCGAGAUGGAGCCUUUCUCGUGCGGAAGCGCAGCGAGCCCAACUCCUACGCCAUCUCCUUUCGGGCAGAAGGCAAGAUCAAGCACUGCCGGAUUCAGCAGGAGGGCCGCCUCUUCAUGCUGGGCAGCUCGGCAGAAUUUGAGAGCCUCCUUGACUUGGUUAGCUACUACGAGAAGCACCCUCUCUACCGCAAGAUGAAACUGCGCUACCCCAUCAACGAGGAGACGCUGGAAAAGAUGGGCACAGCGGAACUGGAUUAUGGGGCACUCUAUGAGGUGCGAACCCCUCACUUCUAUGUGGAAGCCAACAAGAUGCCCAUGACUAAGUGCACGGUGAAGGCUUUGUAUGACUACAAAGCCCAGCGAGAAGAUGAACUCUCGUUCUGCAAACAAGCCAUCAUCCACAAUGUCGACAAGCAGGAUGGAGGAUGGUGGCGCGGAGACUACGGGGGCAAGAAGCAGCUCUGGUUCCCAGCCAACUAUGUGGAGGAGAUCAUGAACACCUCCGGGCCAGAGCAGGAUGAAGCUUCCGUGGAGAACAGCCCCCUGGGAAACUUCCUGAAAGGUUUCAUUGAUGUCCCUUCCUGCCACGUAGUUAUCUCCAAAGACGGGAGGAGCUCCAAACCAUUUGUCUUCACCAUCCAUUCCCAGCAGAUGUCCCACCCGUCCCAGUCACUGGACGUCGCCACGGACACUCAGGAGGAGCUCAACGACUGGGUGGCCAAGAUCCGGGAGGCCACACACAAUGCAGAUGCCAGGAUGCAGGAGGGGAAGAUCAUGGAGCGAAGGAAGAAAAUAGCCCUGGAACUCUCAGAACUGGUCGUCUACUGCCGCCCGGUGCCCUUUGAUGAGGAGAAGAUUGGCACGGAGAAAGCCUGUUACCGGGACAUGUCCUCCUUCCCCGAAACCAAGGCGGAGAAGUAUGCCAACCGCAGCAAGGGCAAGAAGUUCCUGCAGUACAACCGCCGGCAGCUGAGCCGCGUCUACCCCAAGGGGCAGCGCCUGGACUCCUCCAACUACGACCCGCUGCCCAUGUGGAUCUGUGGCAGCCAGCUGGUGGCCCUCAACUUCCAGACACCUGACAAGCCAAUGCAGCUGAAUCAGUCCCUCUUCAUGCUGGGGGGGCACAGCGGGUACGUGUUGCAGCCAGACAUCAUGCGGGAUGACCUUUUUGACCCUUUCGACAAGAGCAGCCUGAAGCUGGUGGAACCCAUCACGAUUCAGCUGCAGAUCCUCGGGGCCCGGCACCUCCCCAAGAAUGGCCGCAGCAUCGUCUGCCCCUUUGUGGAGGUGGAGGUCUGCGGUUCGGAGUUUGACAACAGCAAAAACAAGACGGAUGUCGUAGCUGACAACGGCCUCAAUCCUAUCUGGCUGGUCAAGCAGUUUGUCUUCGACGUCAACAACCCCGAAUUUGCCUUCCUGCGCUUUGUGGUCUACGAGGAGGACAUGUUCAGCGACCCCAACUUCCUGGCGCAGGCCACCUUCCCCAUCAAGGGCCUCAAAACAGGUUACAGGUCGGUGCCCCUGAAGAACAGCUACAGCGAGGACCUUGAACUUGCUGCCCUGCUGCUCCACAUAGAAAUAGUCAAUGCCAAGGAGGAAGAUGAUGAGAACCUCUACUCCUCCAUCCAGCAGCUGCGUGACCGGGCCAACGAGCUCUCCAACCAGGUGUCCAGCUUUGAGCACAGCAACAGCUGUGACUCGCGUUACCAGCAGAGGCUGGACGAGCUGCGGGCAGCCCAGGAGCGGCUCAUGGAGCUGACGGAAGUGCGCAACAGGAAGUUGAUGGAGAAAAAGAAGCGAGACAGGCAGCUGGCCAACAGGCGUAACUGAAGCAGUCCCAAGCCCACAUUCCUGGCUUGCCCCUCCCUGUGAGGGGCCUGGAGCAGCCUCCCCACUCCCUCACCAGACCCCAAGGUGGCCUUUGACACCAGCCGUUGCCUGGACCCUGCUCUGCCACCAAAGUCCCGGCUGGCUGGCUGGGGCAGAGGCCCACGUGGCUGCUGUCCACAGAGCAGGAGGACUCCCCAGCCGUGUUGGCAAGCAGGCAGCCCACCUUGCCCGCCCACCUCCCUGGCUCAGUGGGCACAAAUGCCAGCUAGGACUGAGGACCGGCCGUUCCCCAGCUCCUCUUACAGACAUUCCAGGUGGAUCUCCUCCGCGAAACGUUGGGCUGGGCUCCCUUGCAGUCCAUAGUAUUUUCCUCCCACGGGGCACAUGCGGAGAGAGGCCUUGCAUUUUUAUUUUUAUUUUUAUUUUGGUUGCAACUUGAAAGAGUGUCGGUGGCAGAUGUCUUUUACCUCCCAAGCUACUUUUUUCUUGCACAUUGCAAACCUGCAGCAGCUGGCUGAGAAGAGGCCAAAGGACCGGAACUGUAGGAAGGAGGGCAUGGAAGGGGUUGAUGGAAGUCAUGGCUGGAUCAAGGACUAGGACGACAAGAGUUGAGGAAGGAGAAGGAGAGGGGUGGCGCCACAGAAAAGGUUGAAUAGGUUGAUUGGAGGCGGGGGAAGGAGGCCAGGAUUGAGAGUCACCCUUUGCUUCAGGAUCACAGGGUUUCAGGCUGCUAUAGCACAGAUAAAUCUCCCCAUUUUUAACCCCAUCCUUAAGCACAAGCCCCAAUGCGACCAACACAACCUUGCUGCCAAGCACAGCUUGACCCUCUCCCCAUUUCAACAGGGGUCAUUCCCUAGUCAAUGUGCAGCCUCACUCUAUUUAUUUAUUUAUUGUAGGGAAAGAGGGCAAAUGUCUCUCUCCCCCUUGCCUUUCGGAGCCUUAAUUGGAAAGCAUUUCCUGAACCUCCUACUGCAGAGAGCAGAUGCUGCCCCCUUCAAGCUCAACGGGCGUUGGGGUCCUCAGCUGCUGCCAGAUGGCCACUCCCAUCCUCUCCAGCGUUUGGCUUUUCUGGCUGGGGCUGGUGGUGGGAGUGGUCAUCCAACCACAAACCGCUGGGGAAGGCCUUCUAGAACAGCGGGCAGCAUCGGUCCCAGGCUCUUGCCAGCAACUGCCAGGCACAAGGCCAAUGGACAGCUUGUCUGCUCUUACUGGCCAGGCAGAGCCUUCUGCUUUUAUAUAUCCUUCCCAGAGUUAGAGAGUCUCACUUACUUAUCACAGUCUUAAAGGAAGUGAGAGGGCUAUUCAGCCCCACCCCAAAAUGUCACCAAUCUCGCGGGAACACUUUCGCCAUUACUUGGAACAGAUGCUUCACUUCAAAUGCCCAUUUAGGUUGUAUCCAGUGACCUCUGUUGCAGACCCAGCCAGAGGCAUUUCUUCACACUGCUAUAACCUUUCUUUUGGCUUGCUUCAAAAUUCCUCACAUGUUCCACACGUGCUUGCAUUUUCACCUUGGAGACAGCUUCAAAGGAGAGAUCCGCUGCAAUUACCAUACCUCGUAGCCUCUGAGAGAGAGCAGAGUCUUCAGCAGAGGAGGAGGUCCAUUGCAUCUGCCAGAACCAAGAAUCGCCAUUCCAGGAAGGAGAUGAGGGGUCACCUAGACCUGCUUCCUAUCCCUGAUGAGUGCCUGCCCAGUCUCUAAGGAAGACCCCACAUCCCAUUACUGGACUGCUUCUGUACCCUGAAGAAUUGCCAGCAGACUGGCCCAGUUCCUACUGCUGCUGUCUCUCCCCCUCUCUCCUGUAAGCUGCAUUUGCCCUCUUCCAAAAGGGCUGUCAUACAAACAGGCUCACACCUUUGCUGAGAGGCAGGCUGGGGAAUUCUAGAGGAGGAACAGCUGGGAGGGAAGAACACCUGUAGCCUGUGUCUCUUCUGCAGAGGCUAGUCCAGAGCAGCGGGACAUGACAAAAGGGGACCAGGUGCAGAGGGGAGGCGGCAGUUGUUGGUCUCUAGUAGAGCAUUCAGCCUUUUGAGAAGCGCAGUGGCAGAGAUGAGCUUCAAAAGCUCGCCUGCCUGCGCCGACUUCAAGUCUCCGACUGGGUUGUGGGGCCCCAAGCAAGAUUUGGGCGUUCUGCUUAGCUGCUGCUUGUGCUUCCCUUUCCCACCCUCUGCAGCAGCAGAACCAUGAAUGCAACCCCAAUCAGUCUGUGCACAGCUGUGCCCUUUAGUCAGAUGGCAGAAUUUGGACUGAUGCCGGGAAAGGCAAGAGUCUCUUAUCAGUAUGCUGAAUCAAAAGAAGAGUGGCGGCGACUCCAGCAGGGGCUUAGCUGGAGGCAACAGCCCCAACUGACAGCUGCAGAGAAGAGCACCAGACUUACCCUGAUGUGUUUGUCCUUCACAAUGCAUGGAAGGUAUCCUGGACCAGGUUACACUUCCCCAUCGCUCCACAAGGACAGGCCGUGCCAAUUGCAGCCGCUGCUGUGGGAGGAGCUUGUGGCAGGUCAGCACCUGGCCUCUACAAUCCAGGAUGUAGGCACACUUCUGGCGGUCUGGCACGGAGAGCUCUUUGGGAAGGACAACCUGGGGGCACCUGCUCCUCCACUGCCAGAUACAAAGGCUCUUGCUUUUUAAUUGGCUAGUGGGGGAGGAGAGCCGGCCAUCUUAGAUGGAGAAGGAGGAGGAAGUAAAAAGGACAAACUGGCUGAAAGCUGAAUUUGGGCAGGAAACCAAAGGAGCUGCAGCAAAGUCCUAUAGCCGGAGGGGACCGGAACCGAGAGUAACUACAUCCCACAGAAUGGUAGGACAGUUUGCAAUAAAGAUGGCCCUGGCUCCCUAGAGCAAGGAGGAGGUAUAACUCGUUUGAAGAUACCACCACACACACAAACAAACACACACACACUAUAAGAGAGAGGCACUAGCUUCCAGACAAUGAGGGUAUUGUUAUGCUAAACUUCCACUACUACUGUGAGACCUGUGCAAGGUACACUCGGUCAUUUAACACGAGGUUCUUGGGUACCAGGGAUGCAUAGGCAAAGUGGGUCUAACUCCCAGAAGCCAACAGAUCCUGCAUAAAUAUAAGCAAGGUGUUCAUGUACAGGCAGCAAAAUGAGCUGCCAGGUCUGAAGAGGAACUUUAUGGAACCGCUUGAGCUACUGAAAUAAUCUCCAUCAAAGUCAUAGGGACUUCCCUAUAGUAGCAGUUGUACACAUGGUUGUUCCAGACCUGUUUCAAGCCUGGUGUGCCCCUCUGAGAACAGAGACUCUGGGCUCAAUACAGAAGAAAACUAGCAAGAAGUGCAAGCGAGCGGAGUGACAAGAGUCCAGCUCCUCAGAAGUGCAUAAGCCUCUUCCCUUGACCAGAUAGCAUUUGGGGCCCUUUCAUUUCCCUAAAGUCUUUCUUUAGUACUGAUCUUCGAGUUCACUUGCUUGAUUCAGUCGCUGGGAAAAGUGUGUCAGACUAUUAAAUGGGGGCUGUUGGAUCAGCAUCUGUUUUAAAAGCGCUUUCUGUGUUCCCAAGGAUAUCAUUAGUGCCUAAGUGUACAACAACUGACUAUGCAAAAAAUAUAAGGAUUUGGUAAUACACAGAUGGGAUGGGGAAAGAGGUCUAAAGGGAGAAGCAGAAUCUUCUUUCUUGGCCGUUCUGAAGCUGGUAGCAGAAACAUAAACUGAGCAGUUACCCAGCUGAGAUAUAUUCUGCACAACCAUGACUACAGACUUGUAGACAAACAAGUUGAAAAAUCUUAUCUUUCAAUAUUUUCAUUAUUAGUAGUAGUAUUAACCUGUACCAUUUUUAGAUGUAAAGAUAAGCUUUGAGAAGCAAGGGGAAACUCAGAAGCCAGCAAGAGGCUGGGCAGGGCAGGGCAGGGCAGGUAACCAACAAGAGGAUGCAGCUUCAGUGCUCAUCUCUUUAGGCAGAGCCCAGCAUUUGAGGUGCCACGGAACAGUGUUUCUAUAUUCAGUGUACAGCAGCAGCAGCACCACUAGCUGAGCAGUGACACUCCAGGAAGAGUCGCAGCUCAACUAAGGAACAGUCAGGAUUUCUGAGUUUACCCAGGUGCCAGCUGAAAGGAGGAUGUUCCAUGCCAGAACUGGUCUGGGAUCUCAGCCACUCUCUUUUGCAGCCAGCUCUGGCUGACUCCUCAGGUGGCAUGCAGUGGAUGGGAGAUAAGACGCUCCUUUCUUCAGAAAUCAUGUUGCUUUCACUCUCCUUCCUUUCUCAUCAGCAGGAGCGAGGGGUUGAAAGGGAAAUGUUGGAGCCAGCUGCUAGUUUAACAAAGAACACUCACAGAGGUAGAGCUCUGUGAAACCCUGUCGCUUCUAACCACUAGAACUGGAGGUGGCCUUUCUUCCAUGGGGGGUGGGGGGGGAGAGCAGGUUCUUCAACCAUUCCAAACCUUACCAUCAGUAUUUUUCGGAGGUUUCUCCCCCCCCCCCAAUUUUUAAAUUUACAAUAGGUUUGAGGGGUGGAGCAAGUAUAUUCCCCUCUGAGGCAACUGCCACAAGAGCCAUGCACUCCAAUUUGCUUGUCAAUCAUGUCUUUGAGGUGGGAAUCUUCUAGCUCUUCAUUUCCACAGUUACAAUACAGGGAGGGUAGAGUCAAGUAGGCAAUGGGCUUGCAUGGGAUGGAAAGAGGAAAACCUGAGAAAGCAGCUGGCCUGCCAACAGGAAACACAGACCUGCAGAGAAGUCCCUACAGUACAGCACGACCGUCAGGUUCAGCAUCUAUACUGGCCUGCUGCAGAUGGCUGAAGAGGAAGACCCACCUCUGCAAAGCGUGCAAACCUGGGAAACCCUCACCAUUCAGAGCAGAGAGAAUUCAAGAAGCACAAGGGAGUUGACAAAAUGGACCAGCACUGUUGCUGGGAGACCAUGUCCCUUCCAGUGUCACUCUGGGGAGAGACUCAUGUAUUCUUUGUAUGAAAAUAAAUCUAUUUAGCCAGUA
Molecule: messenger RNA, 9699 nt
Organism: Hemicordylus capensis (graceful crag lizard)
Lineage: Eukaryota; Metazoa; Chordata; Lepidosauria; Squamata; Cordylidae
Product: 1-phosphatidylinositol 4,5-bisphosphate phosphodiesterase gamma-1-like
Exons: 32
Coding region: 814-4761 (1315 amino acids)
Biological process (GO): phosphatidylinositol-mediated signaling; phospholipid catabolic process; positive regulation of epithelial cell migration
Molecular function (GO): calcium ion binding; phosphatidylinositol-4,5-bisphosphate phospholipase C activity; protein binding
Source: RefSeq, a predicted model, not a curated record